This is a messenger RNA of Dioscorea cayenensis subsp. rotundata (Guinea yam), 559 nucleotides long. Its product is annotated as stress-associated endoplasmic reticulum protein 2-like. The record is from RefSeq and is a predicted model, not a curated record. The transcript has 3 exons. Gene Ontology annotation, cellular component: endoplasmic reticulum. Bases 116 to 322 code for a protein of 68 amino acids. Gene Ontology annotation, biological process: endoplasmic reticulum unfolded protein response. NCBI's taxonomy places the organism in Eukaryota, Viridiplantae, Streptophyta, Magnoliopsida, Dioscoreales, Dioscoreaceae.
GCGAAGAAAUAUAUAUAUUAAUUCACAGAACGCGAAGGAACGAGAUCGCUUUGUUUUUCUCUACCAACCCUCGAGCUACGACGACCUCGCCGCGCUUCGCUCUCGGGCGUGAAAGAUGACAACUUCAAGACGCCUUGCAGACCGGAAGGUGGCUAAGUUUCAGAAAAACAUCACUAAGAGAGGAUCAGUCCCUGAGACAGUAGUGAAGAAAGGGAAUGAUUACCCUGUUGGCCCAAUACUUAUCGGUUUCUUCAUCUUUGUGGUCAUCGGAUCAUCUCUCUUUCAAAUUAUCAGGACGGCCAUGAGUGGUGGGAUGGCUUGAAGCACCAUGGAUGGACACUGCUUUGAUGAUCUAAAAUUGACAUUAAAAAAAAAAUGUGAAAUUACUGUGUAGAAGAUCAUUUGAGCUGUAUGUUGUCAUCUUUUUGAUACUAAAUAACUUUCUUUGAAAAAAAACCAUAACCAAAUGUGCCUUGAAUCAGACCUAACAACCGGUCAGUUGUUGUUUCUUAACUUGAAUUCUUUCUUUCUUUUAGUUUGUUUGCUUUGCAAUCUCUUC